AUGGCCGAUGUGAAGGCCAACUAUCUCCCCCAGUAUGCCUCGUACAACUGGACCGGCGCCCCCUCCGACGCGGAACAACUCAUGACCAAUGAACUCGGUGGAAACUCCCGACUCGAAAACUUGAACAAAUGGUUCCAGCCCGGCGACCAGGCAUACAUCAUCGUCUCCUCCGCCAUGGUCAUGGUCAUGAUCCCCGGUCUCGGUUUCCUCUACUCCGGUCUCGCCCGACGCAAGUCCGCCCUCAGUAUGAUCUGGGCCUGUAUGGCCUCCUGGUCCGUCAUCACUUUCCAAUGGUACUUUUGGGGUUAUUCUCUGGCCUUCUCUCCCUCCGCAACCAAUGGUUUCAUUGGCAACCUCCGCAAUUUCGGCCUGAUGAAGACGCUGGGUGAGCCCAGUCCGGGCUCUCCCUUGAUUCCGCACCUCCUCUUCGCUUUCUACGAGAUGCAAUUCUGUGGUGUCACAGCCGCCAUUGUCAUGGGCUCCGUCGCCGAGCGCGGUCGUCUCCUUCCCGCCAUGGUCUUCACCUUCAUCUGGGCCACCAUCGUCUACUGCCCCCUCGCCUGCUGGACCUGGAAUAGCAACGGCUGGGCCUACAAGUACGGUGUCCUCGACUAUGCCGGCGGUGGUCCCGUCGAGAUUGGUUCCGGUUUGACCGCUCUCGCCUACUCGCUCGUCCUCGGUCGUCGCCAGGAACGCAUGAUGCUCAACUUCCGCCCCCACAACGUCUCGCUCAUCCUCCUCGGUACCGUCUUCCUCUGGUUUGGAUGGUUGGGAUUCAACGGUGGUUCCUCCUUUGGUGCCAACAUCCGUGCCACGAUGGCUUGCUGGAACACCAACCUGACUGCCUCCUUCGCCGCCAUCACCUGGGUUCUGCUCGACUGGCGCCUCGCUCGCAAGUGGUCGAUGGUCGGUUGGUGUUCCGGAACGAUCUCCGGUCUGGUGGCGGCCACUCCCGCCUCUGGUUUCCUGACUCCCUGGGCCAGCGUGAUUCUCGGUGUGGUCACUGGUAUCGUGUGUAACUAUGCCACCAAAGUGAAGUACUGGAUCCGCAUCGACGACUCGAUGGAUGUGUUGCCUUCAUCGUCGCCUGCUCCGCCUACUCGUUCGUGGUCUCCGCCAUCAUCGCCUAUGCCGUCAACGCCAUUCCCGGCCUGA
This is a messenger RNA of Aspergillus terreus NIH2624, 1155 nucleotides long. Its product is annotated as ammonium transporter MEP3. Gene Ontology annotation, molecular function: ammonium channel activity. Gene Ontology annotation, cellular component: plasma membrane. The record is from RefSeq and is a predicted model, not a curated record. Lineage: Eukaryota; Fungi; Ascomycota; Eurotiomycetes; Eurotiales; Aspergillaceae. The transcript is spliced from 4 exons. The coding region runs from base 1 to 1155 and encodes 384 amino acids. Gene Ontology annotation, biological process: ammonium transmembrane transport.